GUUGCUUGCUUAUUCAUUCAGAGUGGGAAAGCGCCAGCCCAGCGCGGCCAGCCACAGCCGGGCUGGCCAUGUAAGGCCCCCAGGCGGCCCUGCCUGCCCGGUGCCCUACAGAGAGCCUCGUGCAGCCCUGGGCACCGCCCCUGCCCUGCCCUGACCCCCUUGGCCUCGAAAUGCUGUCAUCGGAGGAGCCGUCCCGCUCGGGACAAGGCCAGGAUGGACAAAGCUAGAGCUGGGGCGGGCAAGGAGCCGUCCUGUCCUCGAGGCCGUGGGAAGAGAAGCACGCACGGGGGACCACUCCUGAGAGCCUCUCGGUCAACCGGGCCUCCGCAGAGGGGCCACCAUGGCUCUGGCCCUAACCGGCUGGCAGCUGGUGUGGGGCGCCUGCGUCUGCGUCCUGGUGCGCGGGCAGCAGGCGCCGCCAGGGCAGGGCUCGGACCCGGGACGCUGGCGGCAGCUGAUCCAGUGGGAGAACAACGGGCAGGUGUACAGCCUGCUCAACUCAGGCGCGGAGUACGUGCCGCCGGGGCCUCAGGGCUCCGAGGCUAAUUCCCGGGUGCUGCUGGCGGGCGCGCCCCAGGCCCCUCCGCGGCGCAGCCAGGGGGGCCUCCGGCGUCGGCAGGCCCCGUCCCUGCCCCUGCCGGGGCGCGUCGCCUCGGACACCGUGCGCGGUCAAGCGCGGCACCCCUUCGGCUUCGGCCAGGUGCCCGACAACUGGCGCGAGGUGGCCGUCGGGGACAGCACGGGCAUGGCCCGGGCCCGCACCUCCGUCUCCCAGCAACGGCACGGGGGCUCCGCCUCCUCGGUCUCGGCCUCGGCCUCUGCCUUCGCCAGCACCUACCGCCAGCCGUCCUCCUUCCCGCAGCAGCAGUUCCCCUACCCGCAGGCGCCCUUCGUCAGCCAGUACGAGACGUACGACCCCGCGACGCGGACCUACGACCAGGGCUACGUGUACUACCGCAGCGCGGGCGGCGGCCUGGGCGCGGCGGCCGUGGCCUCGGCGGGGGUCGUCUACCCCUUCCAGCCGCGGGCGCGCUACGAGGAGUACGGAGGUGGCGGCGGCGAGGAGCAGCCCGAGUACCCGCCGCAGGGCUUCUAUCCCGCCGCCCCGGAGAGGCCGUACGCGCCGCAGCCCGCCGACGGCCUGGACCGGCGCUACUCGCACAGCCUGUACCACGAGGGCACCGCGGGCCUCGAGCCGGCCUACCCCGACCCGGGCCCCGACGCCGCGCAGCCCAACGGCGGCGGCGGCGGCGGCACGUACGGCGGCGGCGGCGGCGACCCCCGCUUCGGCUGGUACCCACCCUACGGCAACAUGCCGCCCGAGGCCUACAGCCCGCCGCGGGCCGUGGAGCCGCAGCCCCCCUUCCGCGUGCUGGAGCCUCCCUACCUGCCGGUGCGCAGCUCCGACGCGCCCCCGCCGGGCUCCGAGCGCAACGGCGCGCAGCAGGGCCGCCUGAGCGUGGGCAGCGUGUACCGGCCCAACCAGAACGGUCGAGGUCUCCCUGACUUGGUCCCAGACCCCAACUACGUGCAAGCGUCCACUUACGUCCAGAGAGCCCACCUGUACUCCCUGCGCUGUGCUGCGGAGGAAAAGUGCCUGGCCAGCACAGCCUACGCCCCCGAAGCCACCGACUACGACGUGCGGGUGCUGCUACGUUUCCCCCAGCGUGUGAAGAACCAGGGCACAGCGGACUUCCUCCCGAACCGGCCACGGCACGCCUGGGAGUGGCACAGCUGCCACCAGCACUACCACAGCAUGGACGAGUUCAGCCACUACGACCUGCUAGACGCAGCCACAGGCAAGAAGGUGGCCGAGGGCCACAAGGCCAGCUUCUGCCUGGAGGACAGCACCUGUGACUUCGGCAACCUCAAGCGCUAUGCCUGCACCUCUCACACCCAGGGCCUGAGCCCGGGCUGCUAUGACACGUACAACGCAGACAUCGACUGCCAGUGGAUUGACAUCACCGAUGUGCAGCCCGGGAACUACAUCCUCAAGGUGCAUGUGAACCCAAAGUACAUCGUUUUGGAGUCUGACUUCACCAACAAUGUAGUGAGAUGCAACAUCCACUAUACAGGUCGCUACGUUUCUACAACAAACUGCAAAAUUGUCCAGUAA
Messenger RNA from Budorcas taxicolor (takin), 2116 nucleotides. It is a transcript of the gene LOXL1, whose product is annotated as lysyl oxidase like 1. The record is from RefSeq and is a predicted model, not a curated record. The transcript has 6 exons. Gene Ontology annotation, biological process: peptidyl-lysine oxidation. Gene Ontology annotation, molecular function: copper ion binding; protein-lysine 6-oxidase activity. The coding region runs from base 341 to 2116 and encodes 591 amino acids. NCBI's taxonomy places the organism in Eukaryota, Metazoa, Chordata, Mammalia, Artiodactyla, Bovidae.